Molecule: messenger RNA, 5801 nt
Organism: Chlamydomonas reinhardtii
Lineage: Eukaryota; Viridiplantae; Chlorophyta; Chlorophyceae; Chlamydomonadales; Chlamydomonadaceae
Exons: 17
Coding region: 242-5536 (1764 amino acids)
Biological process (GO): RNA methylation; siRNA processing; piRNA processing
Cellular component (GO): nucleus; cytoplasm
Molecular function (GO): RNA methyltransferase activity; O-methyltransferase activity
Source: RefSeq, a predicted model, not a curated record
UGCAAGAUCAAACACGUCACUACUGUCAAGCCUGACCAGGCAAAACACGAAGACCAACGCAAUUCCCGCAAGAAUGUCUCACGCUUCACAGCAGAACCCGAAGUCGCUUAUCAAUCAAUUUUACCAAAGAGCCAAAGGCCCACAACCCCGCUAUGAUGCGGUUCCGGCGCCCAUUGAUGGUGCCGUUCAGCGUUUCGUCUGCUCGGUCACGCUGCCUGGGGUGACCGUCGAGGGAGAGACUAUGCCUGAACAGGUGUUCCAAGAGGAGGGGCGAAGCAAGAAGGCAGCAAUGGACGCCGCCGCCGCCACCGCCUUCGCCUUCCUGGCCGAGCAGCCCGCGUACGGCGCCACCAAGCCCUACGAGGAGUCGCUGGUGCGCACACUGGCGGCCCGGGUGCUCAGCCCGCAGGGCCUGUAUCGUGACCCCGAGGUGCACGGUGUGGCGGUGGCGGGCGCCGCCUACCACGACGGCUGGCUGCCGCUGAGUGGACUGGUGCACAGCCGCAUGCUGAGGGGCUGGGCCAAGGAGUACGGGCCGGGAGCGGGAGCGAGCGGCGGGGCCGAGACGGCGGGAGGCGCCGUCGCAGUCGACCCGGCACUGCUGGUGGACCUCAUGCGGCGGGAGCUGGCGGCGCAAGCGGCGGCCGAGGAGCCGUCGUCAGGCGGAGCCGGCAGGCCCGGCGGCGGCACCAGCACCAGCCAUGCCACUGGGCUGGCGGCGCUGGGCUUGGAGCUGGCGCCCAGCGGGCUGAGUGUGCGCCUGGCGGCGGAGGCGGCCGCCGCCGCGCCGCCCGGCAACCUCAGCGAGCAGAUGGAGGCGGAGGUGGUGGCGGCCGGCGGCGCGGCGGGCGUGGUGGUCAUACCUGCGGACAGCAGCCUGCCGCUGCGUGAGGAGCGGCUGUCGGUGCGCACCCCGCUGCUGGCCGGCGUGGCGGCACUGCUGGGCUGCCCCUCGCCCGCACACGUGCUGCAGUGGGGCCGAGUGGGGCACAAGGCCACAGUCGCACGCGACCCGCGGGGUGGCGGAGAGACGGAGGCGGCGGCGGAGGGGGCGGGCCAGGCUGGGGCGCCGGGCGCCGCACCCGGUCCAAUGGAGGCGACUGGUGAGGGCGGAGAGCCGGCACCCAUGGACGAAGGCGGCUCCUGGCGGCUGGCCGAGACGCUGAGCAGCGCCCCCGGCGGCCUCGUGCCGGCGCACCAGCCGCAGCCGCAGCCGCAGCCACAAAGCGGAGAGAACGAGACGCCCGCGCCUGGCACCGGCGCCGCAGGCGCAACUGGCACCGCCCUGGACACCAAUGCCGCUCCUGCGGCUGCUGGUCGUGUUGGCGGCGGCGGCGGCGGCGGCGCCAGCCAUGCAGCGGCGGCGGGCGAGAUGCGGCCGCCCGCGCCACGCCGCACCACGUCAGUCGGCUCGCAGCAGUCCAUCCAGCUGCAGCAGCCGCCGCGCCACGCGCAGCAGAAGAGCGCGGCGGCGGUGGAGGGCGGCGAGGGAGACAGCGCGGCGGUACGAAGCCCGGAGCCGUCCGUCUUCUCUGCGCCGGCCGCCGCGGCCGCGCCGCGGGCGCAGCAGCAGCAGCAACCACAGGGCAGCGCGUCAGGUGCCGCGCGGAGCGCAGGAGGUGGCGGCGGCGGUGGCGGCGUUACCACCAGUGGUGUCAGUGGGGGCGGCGGCGGCAGUGCGGCGGUGCCGUUGGGCCCUCCGGCUGUGACGGCUGUGGCGUACCGCGUGGACUCCACAUUGACACUGGCGGUGCACCGGGGGCCGGCGGCCAUGGACUGGGAUGCGGACGGCAACGAAGUGCGCGGGCCCGAGCGCGCCGACGUCUCCCCAACCACCAGCACCGCGCACCGGCAGGCUAACGCCGCCCACACCAGCGGCCACGCCGGCGCUGACAGCGCCACCCGGACGCAGCACCGCCACCCAGAGCACCACCACCACCACCACCACCCGCACCAGCACACGCAGCAGCCCGCGGCUGGUCCCACUUCACCUCUGGCCUCCGCCCCCACAAGCCCACGGCUGGAGGGCGGUGCCGCCGGCAUAGGUACCGGUGGCGGCGGCGGCGGCGGUGGCGGCGACGGUUCCUCCGUUCCGGCAGUACUGCACCCCACCUCCGUCACACUGCCCGAGCCCUCGCUCUACUCCCGCCUGCUGCUCCCGCCGCUGCCCGCACCCACGCCCGCCACCGCCACCGACACCGCCCGCGGCGACGACGCGCCCCUGCUCUACGACCCCUCCUCCGCUAUCCUCACCAUUGCUUUCGGACCAACCGCCGCCGCCGGGGCAGCCGCACCUGGCGGCGGCGGCGGAGCCGGCGGAGUCGUACUGCCGUGCCUAGCGAGCCAGCAGCUGAACGUACGUGCCACGUGGCUGGCGGGCCGGCCAGUGUACGGCGACGCGGUGGCGACCACGUGCCGCCAGAGCCCCACGCCGCACGUGCGCAAGAACCACCACGUGAUGAAGUGGCGGUCGUACGGCGCCGCGCAGUGGUGGGCCACGGCCGCCGCCGCCACGCCCGCCGCCGCCUACGUGCGCGCGCUGCACGCGCCGCUGCUGCUGCGGGGGCUGCCGCGGGAGUUCCGCGGCCCCUCCAGCUGGUUGGGCCCGCUGCCCCGCCAGCUGCUGGACGGCUACGUGGCCGCGCACCCACCGCCGCCAUGUGCAGGCGGGGGGGCGGGGGCGGCGACUGUGGCCGAGAUGGAGGCGGCGGCGCAGUACCGGGCGGCUGUGGGUGCCACUGUACAGAUUGACCUGGAGGUGCCAGAUGUGGACCUGCCGGGGGAGGGUGUGGCGGUGGUGAGGGGGACAAACUUCCUGGGUCUGCCGUACAAGGUGACUGCAGGCCCCGCCCCGCUGGACCUGGCGGUGCAGCAGGCGGCUCUGGCGGCGCUGCACCAGCUGCAGCGCCUGGACGCCACAUGCCUCAACACGGGGCCACGGCUGGCGCACCAGGCCCCGCAGCCGCCGGGGCAAGGGGCUGGCGUGGCGCGCAUGGAGGCCGAGGGCAGGGCUGCUGCAGGCGGAGUGGGGGCGCCUGGUGAGGCGCCCGAGGAGGAGGACGAGGUGGAGGAGGUGGAGGUGGAGGGGGCUGCGGGUGUGCAGGUGCUGGAGGAGGGCCUGGCACACGCCCGCCAGCCCCGAGAGGGAUGCAUGGCCAAGGUGUCGUACACGCUGUACCUCACACACACGCACAGCCCCCGGCAGCCCCCUCACACUGCUGCCGGCCCCGAGCCCGCCGGGCCCAUCGCCUACACCACGGCCGCCGCUGGCGGGGCUGGCGGAAACAGCGGCGCCGCUUCUGCCGUCAAGACGAGGGCGGCGGCGGCGGCGGCUGCAGCCGCAGGUGUCGCUGACGUGGCCUCCGCCGGCGCCCUAGACGAGCAGCAGCAGCAGCAAGAUGUGGUAAUGGGCGGAGCCGCGGCAGGUGGCGGCGGCGUCAGUGGUGCGCCGUCGGGCUCGGGGUCGCCGUGUGGCUCGCCGGGCGGCGGCAGCAGUCGCUGUGUGGUGCUGGAGCAGCACGCCAGUCUGAGCCUGUGUGUGGGCGCCGGCGGCCGGGGCGCGGUGCCGCCGCAGCUGGAUGCGGCUCUGAGGCGGCUGCGAGUGGGCGGCCGAGCCCGCUUCAGGCUGCCGGUUUAUCUGGACGGAGUGAACCCCUUCACCCAGGGGCAGGGGCAAGGGCGCACGUGGCCGCCCGCCGCGGCGGCAGCAGCAGCGGGUGCCGGCAGCUGUGUGGAGGCGGUGUGCGAGAUGCGGCUGCUACACUGCUCGCUGCCUGUGGUGGAGGGCCGCGGGCACGUGGCGGGCAGUGGCGGUGGCCCGGCGCUCUUCAGUCCGCCGCUGGGCGCACAACGCAUGCAGGCGGUGGCGGCGGCUUUGCGGCGCGAGGGCGCGGCCAGCCUUCUCGACCUAGGCUGCGGUGACGCCAAGCUGAUUGAGGGGCUGCUGCUGGGCCGGCACGGCGCCGACGCCGGCGGGCCGCUGCACCGCUGUGUGGGGGUGGACAUCAGCGGCCGCGUCCUGGCGGACGGCGGGCGGCGGCUGGGGCGGCUGACGGCGGCGGCGGCGGAGCUGGAGUCACUGCCGGUGAACGGCGAGGAGUCUGUGCCGGUGCCGGUAGAGGUCAGCCUCUACCGCGGCAGCGCCAUGACACCACUGCUGGCCGCCGCGGGGGCGCCAGGCGGCGACGGCAGCGGCGGCAGUGCCCAGCCGGCGGAGCUGCUGCCGCCGGGGCUGCGCGGCUGCGACGCUGCCGCUAUGGUGGAGGUGGUUGAGCACCUGGACCCGCAGCCGCUGGCGCUGGUGGGCCCGUGUGUGCUGGGCGGGCUGCGGCCGCGGCUGCUGCUGAUCACCACACCCAACUGGGAGUACAACGCAGUGCUGCGGGCCGCGGAGCGGUUGGCAGCGCAACGCGCGGCGGCGCCGAAGGCGGCGCCGCCAACCGCCGGUAACGGGGGCCGCGGAGGCAGUGGCGCUGGCCGCAGUCUGGCGGCGCUGCCGCCUGGUAGCGAGUGGCCGGGACCUCCGGGCAGGGACGGGCUGCCGCUGCGGUGCGCGGACCACCGCUUUGAGUGGACGCGGGCCGAGUUCCGCAGCUGGGCCCGAGGGCUGGCGGCGGAGUGGGGCUACGACGUCAGCUUCGAGGACAUCGGCACCGCCACUGACGAGCAGGAGGCCAUGCAGCUGAUCAUGGAGGUGGAGGUGGAGGCGCAUGCGGAGGCGGAGGCGGAGGCGGAGGCGCAGGCGCAGGCGGAGGCGGAGGCGGAGGCGGAGGCAGAGGCAGAGGCGGAGGCUGGCGGUAGCGGCGGAGGAGACGGAGGAGACGGAGGUGCAGGCGGCGAGGGGGACGUGCUGGUGCUGCCUGGCUCAGCCCCGGGCGGGGCCACCCAAAUGGCGGUGUUCCGCCUCCAGCAGUCUGGUGCGGAGGACGGAGGCGCGGCGGCAGCGGGGGGCCUGGCAGGGCCUGCCGUGGGCAGCACCGCGCUGGGCCGCGGCGGCGGCGGUGUGGUGCAGGGCGGCGCGGCGGCGGCAGACGCCGUUGCCGCCGUCAUUGCAGCCGCAGUCGGUGGGACGUCAGGCAGGGAUGACGGCGGGGGAUGCGGCAGCGGGGCGGGCUGGGAGCUGGUGUGGGGGCCAGCCAAGGUGGCGGCGCCGAGGGAGGAGCUUGACGAAGCGGAGGCAGCGGUGGAGGCGGGUGCUGGCGCAGGGGUACGCGGCGCCGCUCCAAAAGGCGGCAUGGCAGGCGGUGGUGGCAGCGGGCGGCAGGGCCAGGCGCUGGGCAAGCAUCGCAGCAGCAGCAACGCCGCCGACGGCGCCGCUCGCGCGGAGCUGGAGGGGCGGGAGGCGCCGCUCGGUGCGCGGCAGGAGAGCGCGGGCGGCGCAGGCGGCGUGGGUGCCAACAAGCGGCAGCACCUGGACCCGCACACGCACGGCGUGGAGGCGGGCAUGGCAGCGGAGCCCCAGGGCGGCCGCGGCAGUGAUGGCGGGGAGGUGCCGGCGCCCGGCUCGCAGGCGGGCGCUGAUGUUGACGAGUUCUAAGAGGCCAGCUACUGCUCGCGCCUUGAUUGUCCUGCGUGUGGAGAGACGUGCGCGCCUCACAGUUCCGCUGCUUGCAGCAAGGUGUGCGGAGCAUCAUGUGUGACACUGUUGACACCGAGUAUCGACCGUUGCUGCUGUCGUGUCAUGACACAGUCUUGGUAGUCUGCCGAAACCUCCCAGGGCCCCGCCGGGGGAAACGUGCAGUGUGUUCCGGAGUGUCCCUGUGUGAUAGGAGUCAUCUCUGCCGUCCCUAACUCGCUUCCAA